AUGACGGUUAAAGAAUUAUUGCAACAGCGGAGGGCGCAACAAGAAAAAAAGAAUAUGUCUUCAGGUCUCCAGGAGAGCAGAGUGCAGUUGUGUGACACCUUCCCAUCGUGUGCAGGAAUUUAUGGUGGAAAUGAGCCAUUACCAUCUGCACCUAUUUCCCAACGCACCAGGCAGCUCCAGAAUUGUGCACCUUAUGUGGAAAGUUUCAAUGUGAUAGAUCAACAGUUACUGGACACCUACCUGCCAGCAGCAGAUCCACUGAUAGAGACCAGCCCAGACUGCAUGGUGAAUCCAUCCUUUGGUUCCUUAGAAGACACAUCUCCAUUCUUCAACCACAGCAUGACUCCAGAAUCCCCUUCGGGUGUCUCAGAUCUUUCUAAUUCCUUUGAGUAUUCUCCCAGCCAGCAGGGGAUGCCUUUUGUGCCACAGAUCUACAGUUCCCCAUCUCCCCAGGACCUGAUCAGUUGUGCAGAGUUGGACCAUUAUUACCAUGAAGCAAACAGCACCCUGUUCUGUUACUGUGCGUAUUGCUGCUCCUUACAGCACCAAGAGCCAAUGAAGAUUCCAGACCUUAUGUCUUUUAGCAGCACAGACUAUAUUGAGUAUCUUCCUUCAGCCACUAUAACGGAGGACUUUUUUGGAAGUGAGGUAAACAGCCUGUGCUACAUCUAA
This is a messenger RNA of Bombina bombina (fire-bellied toad), 672 nucleotides long. RefSeq names its product POU class 2 homeobox associating factor 3 (gene POU2AF3). The record is from RefSeq and is a predicted model, not a curated record. Bases 1 to 672 code for a protein of 223 amino acids. NCBI's taxonomy places the organism in Eukaryota, Metazoa, Chordata, Amphibia, Anura, Bombinatoridae. Gene Ontology annotation, cellular component: cytoplasm. The transcript has 4 exons.